Molecule: messenger RNA, 1408 nt
Organism: Toxorhynchites rutilus septentrionalis
Lineage: Eukaryota; Metazoa; Arthropoda; Insecta; Diptera; Culicidae
Product: golgin subfamily A member 7
Exons: 4
Coding region: 187-624 (145 amino acids)
Biological process (GO): peptidyl-L-cysteine S-palmitoylation; protein targeting to membrane
Cellular component (GO): palmitoyltransferase complex
Source: RefSeq, a predicted model, not a curated record
GAGUAUUGACAAUCAGACGUCAACAAGAGAAUGAAAAAAACUGCUAAACUACAAACCAACAUAUUUUUAUCAACAAUCGAGUAAUUUGUUCCAUUUUAUAUCAAUUUCCCACAAGUUCAAGGUACAACAGUGAUCAUCAUCAUAGUGACUGUGAAGGGAAGUGAAGGAAAAGUGAAGGGAACAAAAAUGGCUGGAAACGUUCGAAUGUCCCAGCCUGGAACGCCAGCAGCAACUCAGCCGAGCUACAUGAAGGUGUUCAUCCAACGGGAUUACAGCGAAGGCACCUCGGUUAAAUUUCAAACCAGGUUUCCACCCGAGCUGGAGAGUCGGAUCGACAGACACACAUUCGAGAGCACGAUGAACAAGCUAAAUGAGUAUUUCGCGGAAGCGGAGAAGGGCUCCUGCAGUACUUAUUGCGAGGGAUGUUUAGCCUGUAUCACCGCUUAUCUGAUUUACAUUUGCACCGAAACGCACUACGAGAAGUGCUUACGCAAAGUGUCGAAGUACAUUGCGAUGCAGAACGAACGCGUCUAUAAUCCCAAAGGACUGCAGAUCACUGAUCCGGUCUGUCGGGGCCUGCGGGUAAUAGAGAUCUCGAUACUCGAUCGUCCGGGACGCACGUGACUGCCGCUAUCGCAUUCCACCGAGGAAUUCUUCAUGUAAUGGAAAAAUAUCAUGCGUUUUGUCGGAAGAUCAGAGCGGAAGUUCAAACAACAAUGCAACAAACCACAGCACUCAACAACCGUUUUGAAUAGGGUUCAACUUUAGGAUGGAUCAUGAGAAAUGAGACAUUCGCAGUUUAAGCAAAAAAAUCUUACUUCCAUCAACGAUUUGUUAUGUUCUCGAUAUUGAAUGUUAUUUACGUGGCGAAGUUUCCUCUGCAUUCAGUUUAUUUCAACCUUAAAGCCAUGCAUUUAGUUUGUGGGAUUUAUCGAAAACUUAGUUAAUGAAAAUGCGGUGAUUAGCAGCUUGUUUCAAUGACAUUUAUUGAAGAAUACGUGAUGAGAUACAUUUUGACGGUGAUAGCUAACAAGGAUGAGAUCAAAGAUAGUGUUAUAGCAAAUAAAGAUGACAAUUUUCACUGCUGGAAGUAGCAGUGAUAAUGCGUGCAACCAAUAACGUGUUGUAUGUCAAUGGAUAGAGCCUAUCGAUUAGAAAAAAAACUAUUUAUAAAUGUAACAAACAAAAUAUUCGGCUAAAGAAACCUUUGUACGUGAAAAGUCAACUUUUCAUAUGAAAAUAGUAGCGACCCGAAAUCAAAAAGUGUGUUGUCAGGAGAAUUUGUCAUUAUUAUCCUACACCUAUUAAUACGUGUAUUACCACUUUAUAGGUGGUAAGCGUUGCUUCCUCUGUAAAACUAUGUAUUGGUGGGUAAAUACAACAAUGUUUCAUUUUCGGUUGUUCAGAA